AUGGGAUUCCUUGGCGCGUUCACACAUGGGAGUAGCGUGGUGUUUCCAUCUCAGCAGUUCGAUCCUGCAAAGGUGCUGGAUGCCAUUCAAGCUGAGCGCUGUACAAUCUUGUAUGGCGUUCCUACCAUGUACGGUGCCGCACUGGACGUAAACUCCAAGAGUCCUCGAAACCUGUCUUCCUUAAAACUGGCACUGGCAGCUGGCUCACCGGUUCCGCAGAGGGUGGUCAAGCGUUUGGAAGAGGAAAUGGGCAUCAAAGGUGUGCUAAUCGCGUACGGCAUGACGGAGACGUCGCCCGUGACUUUCGCCACCCAAAUGAGCGACUCCUUUGAUCAACGUCUGGGUAACGUUGGUACUGUUUUCCCUCAUACCACUGGAAAGAUCAUCGACCUCAAAGGCGAAGUUGUGCCCCGGGGAGUUGCUGGUGAAAUCUGCGUGAGCGGAUUUACACUCCAGCAGGGAUAUCUGAGGAACGCCGAGAAGACCAACGAGGUCAUGAAGACAGACUCGGCCGGGACCCGCUGGAUGCAUACCGGUGACGAAGGGAUCAUCGAUGCCGCUGGGUAUCUGCGGGUUACUGGCCGAAUCAAGGAUAUGAUUAUCCGAGGUAAGCACGUUCCAUACCAAGACCUAGCAGAAUGCGCAUCCGGUAUUGACUUGCUGGUUGUAGGAGGCGAGAACAUUACACCCGUUGAAGUUGAAGAACGACUGCUUGCGCAUCCAAGUGUAGUGGAGGCCGCGGUUGUCGGAGUUCCGCACGUAAAGUAUGGAGAGACGGUGAGCUGCUUCUUGCGACAAGCGGAGCAGACGUCUCGACCUACAGCGUCGGAACUUGUGGCCUGGGUCCGGGAGACGCUCGGCAGACACAAGGCGCCUGAGCAUAUAUGGUGGAUUGGCGACGCUGCAGUAGGGCCCGACUUCCCCAAGACGGCAAGUGGGAAACACCAGAAGCACACCCUCCGUGCUCUCGGGACAAACAUCCUCAAGGGCGGUUUACGGGCAAAGCUGUAG
Molecule: messenger RNA, 1011 nt
Organism: Ramularia collo-cygni
Lineage: Eukaryota; Fungi; Ascomycota; Dothideomycetes; Mycosphaerellales; Mycosphaerellaceae
Product: related to acyl-CoA synthetases (AMP-forming)/AMP-acid ligases II
Exons: 1
Coding region: 1-1011 (336 amino acids)
Biological process (GO): fatty acid metabolic process
Molecular function (GO): medium-chain fatty acid-CoA ligase activity
Source: RefSeq, a predicted model, not a curated record